Molecule: messenger RNA, 999 nt
Organism: Magallana angulata
Lineage: Eukaryota; Metazoa; Mollusca; Bivalvia; Ostreida; Ostreidae
Exons: 1
Coding region: 206-664 (152 amino acids)
Molecular function (GO): protein binding
Source: RefSeq, a predicted model, not a curated record
ACUGUUUUAUGUUUUACUUUUCUCAGGCUGUUCCUCCGGUUAUGACUCGGCGACUGAACACUCAGGCUCCGACAGGGACCUGGAUACAUCCAUCUCCGACAACAGUUCAUCUACUGCUGAACCGGAAGUGACGAAAUACAGAAGCACCCAAGAACUCUGUAACACCCUGCAGUAUAUCAUCUCACUUCCAGACCUCUGUGACGUUAUGUUCCUCGUCGGAGAGAAGCGAGUUCCGGUUUACGGAAUGAAGGCAGUGCUGGCCACCAGAAGUCGAGUCUUCUACAACCUCAUUCUUGAAGCUCAGCAACAGUUGCCAUUGUCAAAGAAGUCGAAAAAGAAGAGCAAACAGGGCCCACCCCCCAGCAACCACAUUGUCAUCGAAAUCAACAAGUACAAGCUCGAGGACUUCCGGGAGCUCGUGACCUUUGUGCACUGUGGGAAAGUCAACAUCAACGCUUCUAACGUCACCGGACUUUAUUGUGGAGCCACGGAGUUUAGUCUUUCUGACUUAAAGAUAGCUUGUCGAGACUUUACAACCAAGUCCAUCAGGAAAGGCCACACGUCAACCAUCUUGAAGUCAGCGAAAUUCUACCUCGGUCUCCAUGGUGCUGCAACCAAGUUUGUGGAGAAGAUUCGCGGAUAUCAGAAGUCCGUCAAAGGCUGAAACAAAAAAGUAGCUCGCCCAAGAGCUUCCGAUACAUAUCAUGGAUCUCCAGCAUCCAUAGAAAUUGGCGUGUCUCUACUGACCCAAACCAGAGCGCCUCUACUGAACUUAGGCAGGCAAAGCACACUGACCCGAAACCAAGAUGAGGAGAGGAUACAGCUAGGCCUGACCUGAAGCCAAUACCUGAACCGGCAUUUGUGUACCUGAGAUGAUAAACGUCGUAGUUGAAGAGAGUUAGAAUAAUCAUAUAAUUAGAUCUGAAUGUUGACUACAUGCUAGUACUGUUCAAGACAUCAACUUGUUCUACUGCUGUACCUGUAAAUAAACAUGAUAAA